AUGUCGGGGUUGAUCCAGAAAGCAUUGGAGACGCUACACCUGAGCUCACCAGAGCAAGGUGCCCCUCCUCAAGAACCAGAUGCCGAUCAAUUAAAGGCUCUACGGGAAAAGUAUGAGAAGGCAAACCAAGAGCAUGUCUUUGCAUUUUACGACGAGUUAGACAUUGCAGGCAAAGCAGCACUCUUUGACCAACUUUCCACUUUCGACCCUGACCGUAUCAAUAUUCUUGCCGACAAAGCAAUUAAUCCUCCCAAAGAAUCCGAUGAGACACCCACCCUUGAACCUCUCCCUGCGUCCGCAUCUGCAUCAUUGUUGGACGCCAAGCAAGAACAAAAGGAUGAGUGGUACAAGGCAGGCCUGGACCAUAUAUCCAAGAACAAAGUUGCGGUAGUUCUUAUGGCUGGGGGUCAAGGAACGAGACUGGGCAGCUCCGACCCUAAAGGAUGCUACGAUAUUGGCCUUCCCAGCAAGAAGUCAUUAUUUCAGGUUCAGGCAGAGCGAAUCAAGAAGCUGCAGGAAUUGGCCAAGACACAGAAUUCUCUCGAUGCCGAGCCUAUCAUCCCUUGGUAUGUUAUGACCAGCGGCCCUACGAGAAAGCCCACGGAGAAAUUCUUCAAAGACAAUGAAUUCUUCGGACUGCAGCAGGAGAAUGUCAUCAUCUUCGAGCAAGGGGUGCUCCCAUGCAUAUCCAACGAGGGAAAGAUCUUGCUGGAAAGCAAGUCUAGAGUAGCUGUUGCUCCUGAUGGCAAUGGAGGCAUCUACCAAGCACUCUUAACUUCAGAAGCCCGGAGUGACAUGCGAAAACGUGGAAUUGAGCAUGUUCAGGCCUAUUGCGUUGACAACUGUUUGGUUAAAGUUGCAGAUCCGGUCUUCAUUGGGUUCGCAGCCUCGAAGGAUGUUGACAUUGCCACGAAGGUUGUGCGCAAGCGAGCUGCCAAUGAGCCAGUGGGCUUGAUAGUCCAAAAGAACGGGAAACCAGAUGUUGUAGAAUAUUCAGAGAUCGACAAGGAGACGGCAGAAGCGAAGGACAGCUCAGACUUACUCAAGUUCCGUGCUGCCAACAUUGUCAAUCAUUACUACUCAUUCAGAUUCUUCGAAAGCAUUCAGGAUUGGGCUCAUAAGCUACCUCAUCACGUCGCUCGAAAGAAAAUCCCUUUCAUCGAUACCGAAAAGGGUGAGACGGUCAAACCAGACAAGCCGAAUGGCAUCAAGCUUGAACAAUUCGUCUUCGACGUGUUUCCCCUCAUUGGCAUGGACAAAUUCGCCUGCUUGGAAGUUGAUCGCAAAGAAGAGUUCUCUCCAUUGAAGAAUGCACGUGGUACUGGUGAAGAUGACCCUGAUACCAGCAAACAAGAUAUUCUCGAGCAAGGUGCCCGCUGGCUACGUGCUGCUGGGGCAGUGGUGGUUUCUGAGUCAAGCAAGACGGGUGUGGAGGUGUCACCACUCAUCAGUUAUGCCGGAGAAGGCCUUUCAUAUCUACACGGACGAGAGAUUCAGGCACCAGCGGUGAUUGAGAAGAGUAAAGGAGAAUAG
Messenger RNA from Exophiala bonariae, 1533 nucleotides. RefSeq lists its product as uncharacterized. The record is from RefSeq and is a predicted model, not a curated record. The transcript is spliced from 2 exons. Gene Ontology annotation, biological process: UDP-N-acetylglucosamine biosynthetic process. Gene Ontology annotation, molecular function: UDP-N-acetylglucosamine diphosphorylase activity. NCBI's taxonomy places the organism in Eukaryota, Fungi, Ascomycota, Eurotiomycetes, Chaetothyriales, Herpotrichiellaceae. The coding region runs from base 1 to 1533 and encodes 510 amino acids.